AUGUCUGAUCCUGAGCAGCAACGUUUUGAGACUCUUCAGCUCCAUGCAGGCCAGGAACCUGACCCUGCAACUAACUCCCGAGCCGUUCCAAUCUAUGCGACUACGUCCUAUACUUUCAAUGACUCCGCACACGGUGCUAGGCUCUUUGGCCUCAAAGAGUUUGGCAACAUCUACAGCCGAAUCAUGAACCCCACAGUGGAUGUGUUUGAGAAGCGUAUAGCUGCACUCGAGGGUGGUGUUGCUGCAGUGGCCGCUUCAUCUGGACAGGCAGCCCAAUUCAUGACCAUUUCUGCCCUAGCACAUGCUGGCGACAACAUCAUAUCCACAAGUAAUCUCUAUGGCGGGACAUACAACCAGUUCAAGGUUCUCUUUCCGCGACUAGGAAUUACCACCAAAUUUGUGCAGGGGGAUAAGGCAGAGGACUUCGCCGCGGUCAUUGACGACCGCACCAAAGCCAUCUUCGUCGAGACCAUAGGAAACCCUCGCUACAAUGUGCCUGACUUGGAGGCCAUAGCCAAAGUCGCGCAUGAUAAAGGUGUUCCCCUGGUGGUUGACAACACCUUCGGUGCUGGUGGCUACUUUGUCCGACCCAUCGAGCAUGGUGCAGACAUCGUUGUGCAUAGUGCAACAAAAUGGAUUGGUGGUCACGGCACAACUAUUGCAGGCGUCGUUAUCGACAGCGGCAAAUUUGACUGGGGCAAGAACGCCGCGCGAUUCCCCCAGUUUACGCAACCAUCUGAGGGAUACCACGGCCUGAAUUUCUGGGAAACCUUUGGCCCCAUCGCGUUCGCGAUCCGUGUUCGGGUCGAGAUCCUUCGUGAUGUCGGGUCUGCCCUGAACCCCUUUGCCGCUCAGCAGCUCAUCCUAGGCCUGGAAACCCUGAGCCUGCGCGCCGAACGCCACGCUGCCAACGCCCUCGUCCUCGCAACCUGGUUGAAGAACAACGAGCACGUCAAGUGGGUCUCCUACCCCGGCCUCGAAGAACACCCGAGCCACGAAGUUGCCAAGAAGUAUCUCAAGCGUGGCUUUGGUGGUGUUUUGUCCUUCGGUGUCAAGGGCGAGGCAGCCGUGGGAAGUCAGGUAGUCGACAACUUCAAGCUCAUCUCCAACCUAGCAAAUGUUGGGGACUCAAAGACCCUCGCAAUCCACCCCUGGAGCACGACACACGAACAGUUGACCGACCAAGAGCGCUUAGACUCUGGUGUCACUGAAGAUGGCAUCCGUAUAUCUGUCGGAACCGAGCACAUCGACGACAUUAUCGCCGACUUUGAGCAGUCGUUUGCGGCAAUAUUCAAAGUCGCUCAAAGCGGGUAA
Molecule: messenger RNA, 1314 nt
Organism: Aspergillus mulundensis
Lineage: Eukaryota; Fungi; Ascomycota; Eurotiomycetes; Eurotiales; Aspergillaceae
Product: O-acetylhomoserine aminocarboxypropyltransferase/cysteine synthase family protein
Exons: 6
Coding region: 1-1314 (437 amino acids)
Biological process (GO): transsulfuration
Molecular function (GO): transferase activity, transferring alkyl or aryl (other than methyl) groups; pyridoxal phosphate binding
Source: RefSeq, a predicted model, not a curated record